Molecule: messenger RNA, 5903 nt
Organism: Pieris brassicae (large cabbage white)
Lineage: Eukaryota; Metazoa; Arthropoda; Insecta; Lepidoptera; Pieridae
Gene: pasilla
Product: RNA-binding protein Pasilla
Exons: 10
Coding region: 714-2291 (525 amino acids)
Biological process (GO): mRNA splicing, via spliceosome; regulation of alternative mRNA splicing, via spliceosome
Cellular component (GO): nucleus; cytoplasm
Molecular function (GO): mRNA binding
Source: RefSeq, a predicted model, not a curated record
UUCAUUAUCUGGAAAGAGAUAGAAUCAAACGGAAGUUAGCAACUAUAAAACUGCUUACUGAUUGGUUCAAAGUAUAUGACCUUGUACUUAUUUCUUAUUGUCUUCUAGUGAUGUACCUAAGCUUUACUGAAAUAUUGAGAUUUGUAUAGUUAAUUUUAACAAACAACCAAGAAAAGCCAACUGAAUUGCUUAACAUUUCGACGUGUUAGUAGUAGAUACAUGUAUGUUCACUCCAAACGAAAUUGGCGCCUGACGAAUUAAGUAAAAAUAAAUGUAAUGCUUGCUUUAAACAUUUUCUUGUUCACAUGAAUACAAAAACUAAUUAGGUCUUCAAGAAAACUAGUAGUAGCGCAUCACUACUAAAAUCAGCUGUGGGUUGUCAAAACACAGUAGUGCCAACGUGGCAGCACAAUAAUUUGACAUCUGCAGAUAAGUUCACACUGACCAUGCGCCGCACAACAUGAAACACUGCAGCGCAGUAUCGACAAACGUUCACAUUACAAUUGGACGUAAUAUCAAGUGUCACUUCACUGCUAUAUUUUAGUAACUAGACUGUUUGGCUUCGAUUCUCUAGUUUUAUUAGUAAAAGUGUUAUGUGUAUUCGAUGAUUUAAUAAUUAUGUACAGUGUUGCAACCAUUAACGCAUUCUGAAGGAAUUACGUAAUGGGAAUUAAUAUGCUAGAGAAGUUAAUAGUUUUGCCCUGAAAUUCAACAUGGCCGCUGACACGGGGAUGGAUACUUGUCCAAGUCCGGAGAUUUCGGACUCUAGAAAACGACCACUGGACGGCGAUUCAGAGAAUGGUGACAUCAAAAGGUCUCACUUCAGUUCGGUUCAAGACUUGGUGACGGCAUUGCCCCUGGCUAAUGGCCACGGCAAUAUUACGUCUCAUUUUGCCGUGGAGCCUACAUACCACUUCAAAGUGCUGGUGCCGUCCAUGGUGGCGGGGGCCAUCAUCGGCAAAGGAGGCGAGACGAUCGCCCAGCUGCAGAAAGACACCGGCGCCAGGGUCAAAAUGUCCAAAUCACAUGACUUUUAUCCAGGUACAACGGAGCGAGCUUGCUUAAUCACCGGCUCGGUUGAGGGCAUUAUGGUCGUGCUGGACUUCAUCAUGGACAAGAUAAAAGAAAAGCCCGAGCUGGUGAAACCAUUCCCCGAUGGCGUUGACGCCAAGAUGCCUCAAGACAGAGACAAGCAGGUGAAGAUUUUAGUGCCGAACUCGACGGCGGGUAUGAUAAUCGGCAAAGGGGGCAACUACAUAAAGCAGAUAAAGGAGCAGAGCGGCAGCUACGUGCAGAUCUCGCAAAAAGCCAAAGAACUGUCGCUGCAAGAGAGGUGCAUAACGGUCGUUGGUGAAAAAGACAACAACAAGAAGGCCUGCCUGAUGAUCCUCCAGAAGGUGGUGGACGACCCUCAGUCCGGAUCCUGUCCCAACGUGUCGUACGCCGAUGUGGCGGGGCCCGUGGCCAACUACAACCCCACGGGCUCUCCGUACGCCGUCGCCACCGCUGAGGUGACAGAGGGUCACGGCUUGAGCGGGACCGUCGGCGGAGUCGGUGGCGCGGUCGGCGGCGUGGGCGGAGUGGGCGGCGUGCUGGUGAACGGCAGCGGCCUCGGCGGGGUCUCGCUACAGCUGUCUCUGGCGCCGCCGGGGACUCAGCCGCCCAGCCCGCUGACGCAGCACACUCUGGACCACAUCAAGGUGGCGCUGCGCCAGGCCGGCUACUCGGAGGCGGGCAUCUCGGAGAUCGGUGCGGCGCUGUCCCUGCUGGUGAAGCACGGCGUGCUGGGGCUGGCGCUGCCCCCGGCGCUGCCGCACCCCCCGGCUCUCUCGGCCGCAUACUUCCCGCUCUCGGCCCAGGACUCGCCCGCCGUCUUCGGCCCGCUGUCGCAGGUCUCGCUCGCGGUGGCGCCCAUUUCGCUGUCGGGCGGCGGGGUGGGCGUGGGUGGCGUGCCGGGCGGCUUCCCGGGCUCGCUGCUGCCGCUCUCCAAGAGCCCCACGCCGGCCGACGCGGGCGCCAAGGACUCCAAGAACGUGGAGAUCGCCGAGGUCAUCGUCGGCGCCAUCCUGGGUCCGGGCGGUCGCAGCCUGGUGGAGAUCCAGCAGAUGUCCGGGGCGAACAUCCAGAUCAGCAAGAAGGGCACUUUCGCCCCGGGCACCAGGAACCGGAUCGUCACCAUCAGCGGCUCCCAGACCGCAAUUUCGUCGGCGCAGUUCCUCAUCGAGCAGAAGAUCCAAGAAGAGGAACUCAAGCGCACGCGCCAUAACGCCAUCUCCACGCUCAUGCAGUGAACGCCCCGAAACGCACACGAUUACGACCCCGCGUCGCGUCGUCGCCGUCGGGCGAUCGCUUUAGAAUUGCGGUCGUCGACCUAUUCACACCUUACGCACUUCUUUAUGGCGUAUAGUUGCGUAAUUUGUUGUCGUCAUUCGUGAAAUGUUGUAUAUAUAAUUAUUAUUUAUGAGUUCUUCAAACUGUUAUUCGGAUUUAUAAUAAUGAGAUGUGAAUGAUCGGACGACACGUGAAGAUUUUUUAUAUUAUUUUUGUUCAGUCAACAGUUUUCCGUUUUCACUCGGAGCCCUAUCGCGGCGCGCGGAAGGGGGUCGUGUCGCGUGAGGCGUCCGUUCUAGUCAAGCGUCGCAGUUACCUGCCUCUAGUGAACUUUAGACUUUCCGACAUUCGCGCAGCUUCCGACGCGAGCCGAGCCGGAGCCGACUCCACCUCGGCUCGCGUCGGCCAUUUAUUUACACAUAGAUAUAGCAGAGUUAUGUAUACUGAUUUGCGAUUUGUGUAUCCGUUAGUGUUGGAGUUGCUAUGCUUUAGUCGGGCCGCAAAGCGGUCGCGCUGACUUUGUGAUAUCUGGCACCGAUAGUCCCGUUCCGAGCACAUUUAUUUUUGUAUCGUUUCGGUUUUCAUUAUAAAUGUUACCAUUGAUGAGUCGUAUUUCGUGAGCGUAUUCGAUGAUAUUUAACCAAAGUUGGUAAUUUUAAUUUCUCGACAUAAUUAACUUUAUAUUAUGUACGAUGCGAACGUGCAAUGCAAUAAUUGUCGAUUAUAAUUUUAUUUUUUUACGUUUUUAGUUCGGACGGAGGGCGUCUCGCGUCGGGUUCGAAGAAGUUUAUUUUUAUAUUAUUAUUAUCGAGCGGGUAAAGCGGUAAGCGCUGCGGCGAGCGUUCGGCGUAGUCGGUCUAAAUGUGUAAGCGAGUAUAAUGUACCAGAUUCGAGUCCAGUUAUAGUAGUGGAUUAUAUUUAAAGGUUUUAAUGCAGAUUUCUAUAUUCGAGAGGACAAUAUUAAAAUAUUAUUUACAGUUGACGAAAUGUUAUUUUGGGCGUUGGCCGGGAGCUCUCGUAGUUAAACAAUAAUGAACUGUGAUUGCGUCGACGACUCUGUCGAGGUAGUCGUGCGUCGGUUAGUUUAAGUUGUCGUUACCUCACGAGUGCCAUCGCUAGCUAAACGUCGCCCGCGCCGUUGAGAUGGUAAAUAAGUACAAAAUAUUUGGAAGCGUAAGCGUUUAUAUAGGAAUCGGCGGAUGUUAUUCUACUGUAGUUUGUAAGGAAAGGAAUUGAGAGAUGUCUCCGAUUAAUUGGAAUAAUUAUAAUGAUCGAUUUGUCGUAAGCAACUGUCCAACGACGUCGAUUACUAAUGUCGUUAUAAGCGUGUUAUGUAGGUCCGAGCGUCCCAGGCCGGCUAUCUGGGGCCCUCUAGCGUUCUCUAGCUCUAGGCUAAUCUUAGGCUACACUCUUCGAACUAAUCUCGUCUUUCGAUUUUUCUCAUCUUAAUCUUUAAACUGAAUGAGGGUAGUCGUGAAAACCUCGUUGUCAAUUAUGAUGAGCCGGCGCGGUCCUCGAGCUGUACCGGCUCGCGUUUGCCUCGAGUCGAUUCUACGAGCUCAAUUUACUUCGUUUAGUAUUACAUACUUGUAAGAUGACGUCAAUUAUUCGAAAACGUGACGGCACAAUUGGGUUGGGAUGGGCGAAACGGCCACGACUAUUAUUGUUUUACGAUGCAGCGUUGAAGGAAUAUCACCUAAUGAGUUUCGUAUCGGACGUCGCCGAGUCGUGUGAUCUUCUCUUCUCUUCUAAUUCGACGUCGGCGCUUCCGACGGGAGUGGCUCCGGUCGUUACGUUCGUAGGCUCGUGCCGUCGUCCUUUGUGAAUUAUCUCAAUGAAUCAUUAGUUAGUUCGUCAUUGUGAUCGUUGUACGUCUCGAUCGUUUGCGUAGUUAGGCAGCCGAAACAAUAUGGAAUGUAUAAAUAAUUUUAACACAAAUGUUGUUGUUAUAAUAAAAUUGUUACAAUAUUUGAGAGUAUAUAGAAUAAUCGAUUCUCAGUGCCGUAUCUGAAUUUUAUCGUGUGGAGAAUAUAAGAUUUAGGGAAAUAGACUUCCAAGGGUUAUACUAUUUCUGUGAUACUGAUUGUCUCGCACGCUUGUAGCUCCGCACUCCCGUGUCCCGCACCUCGGGCUCUCCGAAACUCCCCCGUCGGUCCGCACCGCACUGUUACGCCUAGGUUAUUCGAUGUUGUAGGCUUAAGGUAGCUAGUUGUCAUUUCCAUAAUAAAUUGACGAGGUCCGCGACCCGCGUUUUCAUCCCCCUUUUAAUUUUAAUAGCUAAAUGUUGUUAAAUUUGUUGAUAGAGUGGUUUAUCGUAAUUAAUAUUAAAGUAGUGAUAGUCGGGAUUAGGAAGGCAGCCGUCGGGUGCGCUAAGCUAGUGAGCUGUAAGGUUCGAUACUGUGUAUAGGAAUUUGGCUGUGUACUCAACGUUACGACGUCAUUACAGCAACACCGCUUGCCGAGGUCGCGAUUCGCACGCGCGCCCGCGAAGCGUCGCGGCUUUUCUGUAUAUAAUUGCAUUACAUUUUCAUUUGCGUCUCCUUGCUCAUUGUCAUCAAUUUAUUAAAGACUGAGGAAUCAACUCGCGUCAUCGUCACGAACGCGUCCCCGACCGUAGGGAGCCGUCGCGUCUGCCGUCCUCGGCGACACUACCGCCGCUACGAUAAUAAUUAAUUGAAUAUUGUUAAAUGGACUCUAAAAUAAUUUAUUGUAUGACAUGUUGGACUGUUUUACUAAUUCUAAUGAAAUGUACCUGACCUCGUGCGGUAGUCUUCCCUGCGACGGUAGACUAAUUGUAAUAUAUUAUUUGUCAUUAAAACUAAAUCGAUUCAUGCGGCCACGUCCGCAAUCCUCCGUCGCGUGCGAAUCGCGAGGUACACUCACGAGUGUACGUUAGAUGCGAGUCGCUGCCUUUGCGCAUCUUUCACGUCAAUAAUAAUUGAAUAAUGCUGACGAAGGACCUCUUUCAAGACGCGUAUCGGUUCCAAUAUUCAAGUAAUGCUAACUUUUGCCGAAACACCUCAAUGACGAAAUAAAUGCCUCCCCGUAGUCACUAGGUUCCGAUUUGGCGAAGGCAGCGGUUAAGCGUAUUAAGUAUCGAGCGCCGUUCAGUCGUUGUCUCAUCAACCUUUACACAUGUUGAGAUUGAUAUGUUAAACUAAUUCUAUUGAAUUGUACUUGUUGCGUAUUAUAAGUAUGUAUAACGGGGCGGCCGAACCCGCGUCCGCCGCCUCGACGUGUAUAUUAUUAUAUGUUGAUAUCUAUUGUUUGCUGUAAACUUUUAAAGAAGGGAAUUUUAUAUAUUUUUUGUUAACUUGGUUUAGAAACGGGUCUGCAAAUGUUACGAGAUAGUUAAGUUUAGAAUGCAAUGUUUUGAAUUUUAAAUUCGCUAUAAUUUAGUCAAAGUUACAUAAUUUAGUUUUAUCGCAAUGAUUUACUGUUGUUUUGCAAUGUUGAUAAAGGUCAAUGAAGGUAACAAUGUCUUAGUGUUAAAGCUGGAAACCAAUUAAAAGGGUACCUUGAACAUUGUCUAUAAUUAUUAUAUUAACAUUAAAUAAAUGCAAAAGAUAAAA